CCCGGAGCGCGGAGCCGCGGGAGCGGAGCCGGGCUUAGCGGCGCGGCUGGAAGAUGGCGAGCGGCUGGGGCGCGCGGCCCCUGCGGCGGCCUGGGCGCCUCGGGUUCCUGUGGGGGCUCCUGCUGCUGCUGCUGCUGUGGAGCCCGGCCCGCGCCGCGCACAUCAAGAAGGCGGAGGCGACGACGACGACGACGAGCGCGGGCGCCGAAGCGGCCGAGGGCCAGUUCGACCGCUACUACCACGAAGAGGAGCUGGGCUCGGCGCUGCGGGAGGCGGCGGCCGCGGGGCCCCCGGGCCUCGCCCGCCUCUUCAGCAUCGGCAGCUCGGUGGAGGGCCGGCCGCUGUGGGUGCUGCGGCUCACGGCGGGCCUGGGGCCGCCGCCCCCUGACGGCGAGGCCCGGCCCGACGCGGCGGGGCCGCUCCUGCCCGGCCGGCCGCAGGUGAAGCUGGUGGGCAACAUGCACGGCGACGAGACCGUGUCGCGCCAGGUGCUCGUCUACCUGGCCCGCGAGCUGGCGGCGGGCUACCGCCGCGGGGACCCGCGCCUCGUCCGCCUGCUCAACUCCACCGAUGUGUAUCUGCUGCCCAGCCUCAACCCCGACGGGUUCGAGCGCGCCCGCGAGGGCGACUGCGGCCUCGGCGACAGUGCCCCGCCUGGGGCCAGCGGCCGCGACAACAGCCGCGGCCGCGACCUCAACCGCAGCUUCCCGGACCAGUUCAGCACCGGCGAGCCCCCGGCCCUGGACGACGUGCCCGAGGUGCGCGCCCUCAUCGACUGGAUCCGCAGGAACAAGUUUAUUCUUUCUGGAAAUCUGCAUGGUGGCUCAGUGGUAGCAAGCUAUCCUUUUGAUGAUUCUCCAGGACAUAAGGCUACUGGAAUCUAUAGUAAAACCUCAGAUGAUGAAGUUUUUAAAUACUUGGCAAGAGCCUAUGCUUCAAACCACCCCAUAAUGAAAACUGGUGCGCCCCAUUGCCCAGGAGAUGAAGACGAGACUUUCAAAGAUGGGAUCACAAAUGGUGCACAUUGGUAUGAUGUGGAAGGCGGUAUGCAAGAUUACAAUUAUGUGUGGGCCAACUGUUUUGAAAUCACACUAGAACUAUCGUGUUGCAAGUACCCACCUGCUUCACAGCUUAAACAAGAAUGGGAGAAUAAUCGUGAGUCUCUGAUCACAUUGAUUGAAAAGGUUCACAUUGGAGUUGAAGGAUUUGUUAAAGAUUCAGUAACAGGAUCUGGCUUAGAGAAUGCAACCAUCUCAGUGGCUGGUAUUAAUCAUAAUAUCACAACAGGCAGAUUUGGUGAUUUUCACAGAUUACUUAUUCCUGGAACUUAUAACAUUACAGCAGUUUUAACUGGGUAUAUACCGCUAACUGUUAAUAAUAUAAUAGUGAAAGAAGGGCCAGCCACAAAGCUCAACUUUUCCCUUCGGCCAACUGUCACUCCGGUAAUCCUUGACACAACUGAGGUUGUAGCAACUGCUAGCACAGUUGCUAUACUUAAUAGUCCAUCUGAAACAAAAUCCUCCCCCCAGCCAAUUCAACCAAAGGACUUUCAUCACCACCAUUUCCCUGAUAUGGAAAUCUUCUUGAGAAGAUUUGCUAAUGAAUAUCCUAACAUCACCCGGCUUUAUUCAUUGGGAAAAUCAGUAGAGUCAAGAGAACUUUAUGUAAUGGAGAUAUCUGAUAAUCCAGGUGUCCAUGAACCAGGUGAACCAGAAUUUAAGUACAUUGGAAAUAUGCAUGGAAAUGAAGUGGUUGGACGAGAAGUGCUAUUGAACCUUAUUGAAUACCUUUGUAAGAACUUUGGAACAGACCCUGAAGUAACAGAUUUGGUUCGUAACACUAGAAUUCACCUCAUGCCAUCCAUGAAUCCUGAUGGAUAUGAAAAGGCCCAGGAAGGAGAUUCAUUAAGUGUAAUUGGCAGAAACAACAGCAACAACUUUGACCUGAACCGAAAUUUCCCAGACCAGUUUGUUCAGAUCACAGAUCCUACCCAACCAGAAACUAUUGCUGUAAUGAGCUGGAUGAAAUCCUUUCCAUUCGUACUGUCAGCAAACCUGCAUGGAGGUUCUUUGGUGGUUAACUACCCUUUUGAUGAUGAUGAACAAGGGCUUGCCACAUACAGUAAAUCACCAGAUGAUGCUGUGUUUCAACAAAUAGCACUUUCUUAUUCCAAGGAAAAUUCCCAGAUGUUUCAAGGCAGACCUUGUAAGAAUAUGUACCCUAAUGAAUAUUUUCCUCAUGGAAUAACAAAUGGAGCUAGCUGGUAUAAUGUCCCAGGUGGUAUGCAGGACUGGAACUAUUUACAAACAAAUUGCUUUGAAGUAACUAUUGAAUUAGGUUGUAUGAAAUACCCAUUUGAAAAUGAGCUGCCAAAAUUUUGGGAACAGAAUCGAAGAUCACUCAUCCAGUUUAUGAAGCAGGUUCAUCAAGGUGUCAAAGGAUUUGUACUAGAUGCUACAGAUGGCAGGGGUAUAUUAAAUGCCACUAUUAGUGUUGCUGAAAUUAAUCACCCAGUGACUACUUACAAAAUGGGAGAUUACUGGCGUCUCUUGGUUCCUGGAAUUUAUAAAAUCACAGCCUCUGCUCGAGGAUAUAAUCCAGUUACCAAGAAUGUGACCGUAAAGAGUGAAGGUGCUAUUCAGGUCAACUUCACACUUGUGAGAUCUUCAACAGAUUCAAACAGUGACUCAAAGAAAGGAAAGGGGGAGAGCACCCACACAGAGGACACCAGUGACCCAGUUAGUAAAGAGUUCGAAAUGUUAAUUAAAGACCUUUCAGCUGAGAAUGGUUUGGAAGGCCUCAUGUUACAUUCCUCCUCAAAUCUGGCUCUUUAUCGAUACCAUUCAUACAAAGACUUAUCAGAGUUUCUGAGAGGACUUGUGAUGAACUAUCCACAUAUUACAAAUCUUACCAAUUUGGGACAGAGUGUUGAAUAUCGUCACAUUUGGUCCCUUGAAAUCUCCAAUAAACCCAACAUGUCUGAGCCUGAAGAACCAAAGAUUCGUUUUGUCGCUGGUAUCCAUGGAAAUGCUCCAGUUGGAACUGAACUGCUUUUGGCUCUGGCAGAAUUUCUCUGUCUGAACUACAAAAAGAUCCCAGCUGUUACACAAUUGGUUGACAGGACUAGAAUUGUGAUUGUCCCUUCUCUAAAUCCAGAUGGGCGGGAGAGAGCACAAGAGAAAGACUGUAGUUCAAAGACAGGACAGACAAAUGCUCAUGGCAAAGACCUGGAUACAGACUUUACAAAUAAUGCCUCCCAGCCUGAGACUAAAGCCAUCAUUGAGAAUUUGAUUCAAAAGCAGGACUUCAGUCUCUCUGUAGCUUUAGAUGGUGGUUCAGUGCUUGUCACAUACCCAUAUGAUAAACCAGUACAAACAGUGGAAAACAAAGAAACAUUGAAGCAUCUAGCAUCUCUUUAUGCAAAUAAUCACCCAUCAAUGCAUAUGGGUCAGCCCAGUUGCCCAAAUAAAUCAGAUGAGAAUAUUCCAGGAGGAGUAAUGCGUGGCGCAGAAUGGCACAGUCACCUGGGCAGCAUGAAGGAUUAUAGCGUUACCUAUGGCCACUGUCCAGAAAUCACAGUGUACACAAGCUGCUGCUACUUUCCUAGUGCGGCACAACUCCCUUCCUUGUGGGCAGAGAAUAAAAAAUCUCUUCUUAGCAUGUUGGUGGAGGUUCACAAGGGAGUUCAUGGAUUUGUCAAAGAUAAGACUGGAAAACCAAUCUCUAAAGCAGUCAUUGUACUCAAUGAAGGCAUAAAAGUACACACAAAAGAAGGAGGUUAUUUCCAUGUGCUCUUAGCCCCAGGUGUCCAUAACAUCAAUGCCAUUGCUGAUGGAUAUCAGCAGCAACAUUCACAGGUCUUUGUGCAUCAUGAUGCUGCUAGUUCUGUGGUAAUAGUUUUCGACACAGAUAAUCGAAUAUUUGGUUUACCAAGAGAACUUGUGGUAACUGUAUCAGGUGCUACCAUGUCAGCAUUAAUCCUAACAGCUUGCAUAAUUUGGUGCAUCUGCUCAAUCAAGUCUAACAGACACAAGGAUGGCUUUCAUCGACUCAGGCAGCAUCAUGAUGAGUAUGAAGAUGAAAUCCGCAUGAUGUCAACUGGCUCCAAGAAGUCCCUCUUAAGCCAUGAGUUCCAGGAUGAAACGGAUACUGAAGAAGAAACGUUAUAUUCUAGCAAACAUUGAAACAAACCUUGCAUCUCUCCCAGCAUAAGUACCAAGCAAAAUUACAGUUCCUUUUGGGAGACACUGCAUUAAGAAGAGACUAUUUUGCUUCUUCAAAGAGCUUUGGGAAGUUAACUUGCUAAAUUUGUAUUCUUUGUGAAUUUGGUGGCAGUUUUGAACUUCCCCUCCUUAAAGUACUCUUACCUUUUAAAAAAAAAAAUCUGCUUUCUAUUUAUGCAGCAGAGAUGGGACAGCCACUUUAUAUUUCUUUUUAAUUUAAGAUGAGCUGUUUGAAGCUUAUGUUAGUAACUACAUAAAGCCAACUAGUGGAUGUUGUAUUUUGCACAUCAGCUGUUUACUAGUGGCUUUAGCUUUUUUUCUUUGUUUUAAAUGGCCAAAAGAAUCCAGAAACAUUAAGGCAGGGACAGCAGUCAGAAUCUGACAUAAAGCUUUAAAAAACUCAAGGUUUCCUCAACCUACUGAGGAAUACUUUUCGCUAGAUAUUAAAAGCUGGAAUUUCUCUUGUAAUUCCAGUUUAAUGGAGACUGGAUUGCUUUCUAAACAUAUAACAUUAGGAAAUGAAUAAAUGGGCUUCCACAUUUGGCUUUCUACCUGUUCCAAGGCUAGAUCAGAACUAAUGGGCUGUGCUCUAAGCAGGAUUUCACUACCUCUCUUACAAGGUUUAGAAAAGUUCUAAAUAUCCCCAUUUUAAGGGAGAAUUUAUUGACUUUGUUGUAAAAGAUCUACAUGUCCAUUCAAAUGGAGCUGAGAGGGAGAUCUCGCAAAAGCUAAGAUUCAUGUUGCCUAUCUUUUAACUUGGUGAAAACCCACAGGUGCUGCUGCUUUUAUCUGUGAAGCACUAGUUUAUUCUGGGAAUGCCUAAUUCUUUAUUAUUUCCUACAUUUGAACCCUUUUACAUGUUGUACACUUAUGGUUUUCAGAUGACUCAGCAAUCUACAAGAUCUGAAUUCUACUGAAAUAUCUGGAAGUGUGGAAGAGACAUAAUUGUAUAUUCUUAACCUGUAUUUGAACACACAAUAUCUACACUUCAUGCUCCAGCCCAAGCCGACACCCUGCAAUAGCAUACUGUUAAUGAAAUAGUUUGGCCAGUGUUGCAGGCCUCUGCAAGUGAUUGGGGUCUUUGUCCUAAUAUUUCAUUUGACAGUCUCUUUUUGAUAAUUUUGUUAAAAGUGCAGUUGAAAGUAUUUAAAUAUGGCUCCCUCCACUAAGAAUAGUGCUCUAGACUGUCGCUGGAUAUAACAAUGGCGAGAAAGUUGUCAUCUUCACUGCCAGUCAGGUUACUACAAAGACCUGAAAGAUUUGCAUUUUAUUAUGUCUGUCGUAUAAAGCUACUCAAUGGAAAUGAUGCUUUUUUUUAAGUAUAAGUGUUACCAAUGAUCUAAUGGUUUAAUACCUUUGAAUGUUUUAAUGGCCAAGUUGCUGCUGAACUUAGACUAAAUCAGGGGAUCAAAAAACUUGCUCUCAUGUUUUGUAUCCGUUAAUGUAUCAGUCAUCCCAAAGCCUUCAUGGGAAGUGGUUUACCACCCAUGUAGGUCAUUUAACCAAAUUUUGUGAGGAAUGCACCCAAAAUGGCUUUAACAAAAGAGAUUUGGCUUAGCA
This is a messenger RNA of Talpa occidentalis (Iberian mole), 5783 nucleotides long. It is a transcript of the gene CPD, whose product is annotated as carboxypeptidase D. The record is from RefSeq and is a predicted model, not a curated record. The coding region runs from base 54 to 4184 and encodes 1376 amino acids. Lineage: Eukaryota; Metazoa; Chordata; Mammalia; Eulipotyphla; Talpidae. Gene Ontology annotation, biological process: proteolysis. Gene Ontology annotation, molecular function: metallocarboxypeptidase activity; zinc ion binding. The transcript is spliced from 21 exons.